Camellia sinensis is the source of this 786-nucleotide messenger RNA. The record is from RefSeq and is a predicted model, not a curated record. Lineage: Eukaryota; Viridiplantae; Streptophyta; Magnoliopsida; Ericales; Theaceae.
AUGGAACCUGUUGUCGAUCAACAAGACAGUCAAGCGACGGAGCAAAGGAGGAAAAAACGCCCGACCGAGCACGAGGCCGAUUAUUCGGAAGAACUGAUUGAUAAACGGCCACGCAUGGAUGAAUCUGACUUGGUUGUGCCGUUUACAAUACAACCAAGGAUAAGGAACAUGUCGGUUCUGUUUGAUGCAUCAGCUAUAAGAGACCUAGCCGUGGCCUUGAGCUUGGCGUCUUCCAUUUCUCUGCCGGUUGACAGAGCAGCUUUUAAGGCAGAGGCCGAUCUGCUAGCCAUCACUUUAGCCGCUCAAUCGGCGAUACUGGCGGUGGGGAGGAUAGCUGAAAUUGGCCGUCGCCAAUAUGACGCUAUCGAACAGAUCGACUUUCUUACAGCCGAGUUGGAAAUCGAGAGGGUUAAGGCAGCAGAGGCCUCUCUCCGAGCCAAGUCUGAGGCCAUGAAAGCGGCGGCAGCAGAGAAAGCUAGGGCCAAUGCCGAAGAAAAUAAGGCUAAGACCGCUGACGAACUAAGAGUGGCCACCGAGGGAAGGGCGAAUGCCAGCGAAGAAGUGCUCAAGUCUGCCGAUGAGACAAUUGCCAAGCUAGAGGCCGACUCGGAAGAGUCAAAGACGGCGAUGGCAAACGCCGAGUCUGAGAUUUCCAAGGCUUUCCAGAAAGGCAAAGAUGCUACCUUGGCGGACUAUGUAGAGGCAGUGCCGAAGUUUGAAAAUAGGGGGUUCAAACACGGUUGGCUCAAAGCCUUGGCUGCCACUAACGUGGUAUUGGAUCAGUAG